GCGCUCUUCCGGGUGCAUUAACAAAACAUCGAGGAGCGAUGGCGUCUGUUGAGAUGGACGGGACGUAAAUAAAGAUCAGAUUUAACGACACUACUCGGCUCGUGUCGCCGCCACUUUCUGGAUAAAGAAAGUCUAUGAUAAUGGCGUCUGCCGGGGGCGGCGGCAGUGGAGCUGGCGGCUUGGCUUCCAACCACAGUGACUCUGCCUCCUGCGGCUCCAGCGCGGCUCAGGCCACAGCUGCUCCCGGGCCGCCCGCCUCUCCCCCGGCUCACGGCCUUCACCGGGAGCCCAUGUACAACUGGCAGGCCACGAAGAGCUCUCUGAAGGAGCGCUUCGCUUUCCUCUUCAACAACGAGCUGCUCAGUGACGUGCGCUUCAUAGUGGGCAAAGGCAGACAGGCUCAGAGGAUACCCGCUCAUAAGUUCGUCCUGGCAGCGGGCAGUGCCGUGUUUGAUGCCAUGUUCAACGGAGGGAUGGCCACCACUUCAGCCGAGAUAGAGCUGCCCGACGUGGAGCCCGCCGCCUUCUUAGCCCUGCUCAGGUUUCUGUAUUCUGACGAGGUCCAUAUUGGUCCAGAGACUGUUAUGACGACACUGUACACGGCAAAGAAGUACGCCGUCCCUGCACUGGAAAGUCACUGUGUGGAGUUUCUCACCAAACAUCUCAGAGCCGACAACGCUUUCAUGCUUCUCACUCAGGCCAGAUUAUUUGACGAGCCUCAACUUGCAAGCCUCUGUUUGGACACUAUAGACAAAAGCACUGGAGAUGCAAUAAAUGCAGAAGGUUUCACAGAUAUCGACCUUGACACUUUAUGUGCAGUGUUGGAGCGGGACACUCUGAGCAUCAGGGAGAACCGUCUGUUUGGAGCAGUGGUUCGCUGGGCUGAGGCCGAGUGCUACAGACAACAGCUUCCUCUCACUUCCGAAAACAAGCAGAAAGUUUUGGGAAAAGCUCUGCCGCUCAUACGCUUCCCGCUCAUGACUGUGGAGGAGUUCGCUGCAGGGCCUGCCCAGUCUGGGAUAUUGUUCGAUCGGGAGGUGGUAAAUCUGUUUUUACACUUUACAGUAAACCCCAAACCGAGAGUCGAGUACAUAGACCGGCCACGCUGCUGCCUCCGCGGAGAGGAGAGCAGCAUUAACAGGUUCCAGCAGGUGGAGAGCCGAUGGGGGUACAGCGGCACCAGCGACCGGAUAAGGUUUAAUGUGAAUAGAAGAAUAUCCAUAGUUGGUUUUGGCUUAUAUGGUUCGAUACAUGGACCAACGGACUAUCAGGUCAAUAUACAGAUCAUGGAGAGCGACAAACGUGUGACUUUGGGUCAGAACGACACAGGGUUCAGCUGUGACGGGACAGCCACUACCUUCAGGGUCAUGUUUAAGGAGCCCGUGGAAAUCCUCCCCAACGUCAGCUACACAGCAUGCGCCACACUCAAGGGUCCAGACUCUCAUUACGGCACCAAAGGUUUGAAAAAAGUGACUCAGGAGUCAGUGACCGGGACCAAGACGACGUUCCUCUUCUUCAGUUCUCCUGGAAACAACAACGGCACAUCAGUGGAGGACGGGCAGAUCCCAGAAAUCAUUUACUACUCGUAAAAACCCGAUGCAAACGUGACACUGACUGAACCAGGAAGACCUCAGACAGAGAGAAUGGAGAAACCGGACUGCUGGAAUUUUAGUGCCUCGCUAUUGAAAAUGAUAAUAGUCCCAUGAACUUUAGAUCGUAUGUGCUGUGUCCUUGUACAGAUAAAUAUAGAUACAUUAAGGCUUGCAGAUCUGAUCACACAGGAUCCUCACCUCAUUCGAUUUUUACAGUUAAGCCCAAAAUUAUUCAGACUUUUCCAUUUUAUUUUCAGGUGACUUAUCUACAAGUUGUACAAAAAUGUGUUCUCUUUGCCACGGGAGUCGACAAAGGCGUCUACCGUCCCGCGCUCCAGGGUCUUAGGGGCUCAGAAUUGCAACCACAAUCUAUUAAUUUAUAUUAGGCAUUUAUCUUGCCCCGGGCCCCCAAAUUUUCUGUGACAGGCCUGCUUUUUUCUUCUAAACUAUUGCAGGCAUGUGUUAAUGACUCUGGUGACUCUGUAUUGCUCCCUAGUGGACAAAUAUGAGAAUGAACGAUUUAUUACAGCUACGUCUACCUUGCAGUGUUUACGUUGACCCUUAAUGGAAUUGGUGGAAGUAAAAGAACAAAUGAACCUUUAUGUUUACAAAAACUACAAAAAAAAAUAUUCAAAUGUUUUUCAAUGAGUACUUGUGAAUUCUGGAUUGUAAAACAUGACAUGACACAUUUUUUUUACUAUUACUGAUUACAUUUUUUGCACACAUUUUCUGCAGAGUUGACGCUUCCUUGGAGUUACUUUGAUGUUUUCAUAUUUUUCCAUCUUUCACUUUUCACUUUUUGUGCUGAUCAAACAUGAAUACAUUUGGGCUUAACUGUAUACUCACUGUAUGUCAGCCAAUGCCAUUUUGUGUUGUUUUGUUGAUAUAUUUCACUGUGCACUGAUGUCCUUUGUUUCUGGCAUUGUUACUCUACAUAUCUGUGUAUUUGAACAUUAUGGUACAUGCUGUAAUUUAUAAACGCAUAUGACAUUAUUGAAAAUAAAUUAAUAAUCUCAGAUC
Periophthalmus magnuspinnatus is the source of this 2612-nucleotide messenger RNA. RefSeq names its product BTB/POZ domain-containing protein 1-like. Gene Ontology annotation, cellular component: cytosol; P-body. Gene Ontology annotation, biological process: neurogenesis. Gene Ontology annotation, molecular function: protein binding. The transcript has 8 exons. The record is from RefSeq and is a predicted model, not a curated record. The coding region runs from base 135 to 1589 and encodes 484 amino acids. NCBI's taxonomy places the organism in Eukaryota, Metazoa, Chordata, Actinopteri, Gobiiformes, Gobiidae.